CGAAACCUUAAAGAUAUACUUUCAUGAAUUGCAAGUUUAUAAAACAAGUCAAUUGAUACAAAAUUCAAAAGUUGUCUAUUGUGUUCUAUUUACGGCAAGUUGAUUGUUUAAUACUAGUUUUCUAAUUAUUUUAGCCCAGGAGAUCUUAUAUCCAAAAUAAUUAUAUCAAGAUGAUGGACAAUUUGGAACCUUUGACCACUGAUGGUGGCCGUAUAGUAAAAAUGGAGGUAGAUUACAGUUCUACAUGCGAUGAAAAAAUUGCCAUUGCCGAAAGUCUGGCAGCCAAUGGUAAACUGCAAGAAGCAUUAGAUACCUUAUUGAUGUUGGAAAAACAAACAAGAACUGGAUCUGAUAUGGCUUCAACUAGUCGUGUAUUGGUUGCUAUUGUACAACUGUGUUAUAAUGCUAAAGAAUGGGCAUUACUUAAUGAACACAUUGUUAUGCUAACUAAAAGAAGAUCACAAUUAAAAUUAGCAGUUGCUGCUAUGGUUAGAGAAUGCUGUACUUUCAUAGAUCAAACUCCAGAUAAAGAGACGAAACUGAAGUUGAUUGAAUCUUUAAGAAAUGUUACAGAAGGAAAGAUUUAUGUAGAAGUAGAACGAGCUCGUCUUACACAAAAGUUGGCUAAAAUUAAAGAGGAUGAAGGAGAUGUAACUGGUGCUGCAAAUAUCAUCCAAGAACUGCAGGUGGAAACAUAUGGUUCAAUGAAAAAACAAGAAAAAGUUGAACUGAUCUUAGAACAGAUGCGACUAUGUUUGUCUAAGAAAGAUUAUAUUCGUACACAAAUUAUCUCUAAGAAAAUAAAUACUAAAUUUUUUGAUGAUGAUAAACUUGAAAUACAACAGCUUAAAUUGAAAUACUAUAAGUUGAUGAUUGAAUUAGGAGAGCAUGAUAGUCUUUACUUAGAUAUUUGUCGCCACUACAGGGCUAUUCAAGCUACUCCUGUAAUUGUUGCCGAUGAAGAAAAAUGUCAUGCUGCUUUAAAAAAUGCUAUUUUAUACCUCAUAUUAGCCCCAUACGAUAAUCAUCAGUCUGAUUUAACUCAUAGAAUUCUUGAGGAUGAAGCCUUACAAAAAAUACCUAAGUACAAAUCAUUUCUGCAAUUGUUUACUACAAUGGAGUUAAUUCAAUGGAAAGAAUUAAGCCAAGAUUAUGAAAAAGAACUAAAAUCUGGAUCCUUAGCAAUAAACGUAUUUUCGGUCAAUACUGAAAAAGGAAUUAAACGUUGGGCAGAUCUCAAAAAUAGAGUCGCUGAACAUAAUGUACGAGUCAUGGCCAAAUACUAUUCAAGAAUUAAAGUGCUCCGUAUGUCUCAGUUAUUAGAUAUGACUUUAGAGGAUACUGAACAAUUAUUAUCUAAUAUGGUAGUGGAUAAAUCAGUAAAAGCCAAAAUUGAUCGUCCUUCAGGAGUUGUCGAAUUUUCAGUUGUCAAAUCUGUCAAUGAAGUAUUGAAUGAAUGGUCAUUUGGACUCAACGACCUUAUGAAACUAGUUAACAAUACUACCCACCUGAUCAACAAAGAGCAGAUGGUCCAUAAACAUUUGCUGUCUCAUUAAACAAUAAUUUAUAUUUGUAAAAGUUCUUCAUAAGCAUAAAUUUAAUAGUA
This is a messenger RNA of Sipha flava (yellow sugarcane aphid), 1606 nucleotides long. RefSeq names its product 26S proteasome non-ATPase regulatory subunit 12 (gene Rpn5). The coding region runs from base 171 to 1556 and encodes 461 amino acids. The transcript is spliced from 8 exons. Lineage: Eukaryota; Metazoa; Arthropoda; Insecta; Hemiptera; Aphididae. Gene Ontology annotation, cellular component: proteasome regulatory particle, lid subcomplex; cytoplasm; nuclear proteasome complex. The record is from RefSeq and is a predicted model, not a curated record.